This is a messenger RNA of Melampsora larici-populina 98AG31, 1314 nucleotides long. RefSeq lists its product as uncharacterized. Gene Ontology annotation, molecular function: cation binding; protein serine/threonine phosphatase activity. The transcript has 9 exons. The record is from RefSeq and is a predicted model, not a curated record. Bases 1 to 1314 code for a protein of 437 amino acids. Lineage: Eukaryota; Fungi; Basidiomycota; Pucciniomycetes; Pucciniales; Melampsoraceae. Gene Ontology annotation, biological process: protein dephosphorylation.
AUGGGUCAAACUCUUUCCGAACCCGUAGUUGAAAAACAUACAGAUUCAGGCGAAGAUGAUCGGUUAGCGUAUGGGGUCUCUGAAAUGCAAGGAUGGAGAUUGACAAUGGAAGACGCUCAUGCUACCAUUCUCAACUUGAACAUGGCUCCUCCUGUCGCUGCCGAUAACGCUGGUGAUCAAUCGCAACUUGAAGAAAGGCACAGCUUCUUUGCUGUAUAUGAUGGUCAUGGCGGAUCUUCCGUGGCAAGGUUCUCGGGUGACACGGUACACUAUAGAUUAAGAUCCACAGAGGAAUACCAGAGGCGGGAUUUUCCGGCUGCACUCAAACGAGCAUUUCUUGCGACUGACGAAGAUCUUCGUAGUAAUCCCGAAUUUAACAAUGAUCCUUCGGGUUGCACUGCUGUUGCUGCUUUGAUCACGCAUGAUGGCCGGAUAUUGGUGGCCAACGCGGGUGACUCUAGAUCAGUUCUGAGCGUCAAUGGGGUGGUUAAGCCCAUGUCAUAUGAUCACAAGCCUUCGAGUCGUACAGAAAACAGUCGUAUCGUCGCUGCUGGUGGCUUUGUAGAGUUUGGACGCGUCAAUGGUAAUCUGGCUCUCUCAAGGGCGCUGGGAGAUUUUGAGUUCAAGCAAAAUAAAUCUCUGGGACCCGAAGACCAGGUGGUAACAGCCGACCCGGAUAUCAUCACCCACCAGAUCGGUCCUGAGGACGAGUUUUUGAUCCUUGCAUGCGAUGGUAUCUGGGAUGUUUAUUCCAAUCAGCAGGUGGUCGAUCGCGUCCGUCGCUUAAUUGGGGAACGCAAAUCAUUGGAAGAAAUCUGCGAGAGCAUGAUCGAUCGCUCAAUCGCUCCGGAUUGCGAGUGGGGUGGAGUAGGAUGCGACAAUAUGACGUUCAUGAUCGUUGCUAUACUCGGCGAUAAGACGAAGGGCGAAUGGUAUGACAUGAUCUGUAAUCGACUACAGAACGGCGAAGGUCAUCAGACACCUACCACAUUCCCUGACCCAUUCGCUCAGGGCUCCAGAGGGUUUCCUUUAAAUAGCGCGCUAUCAAAUUAUAAUGAGAUCGCCAGUCCACCUAGUUAUCAAACCUCUGGAGAUGAGUCGAACGAAGACCCCGAAUCAAACGAAGUGACACAAUCGGCUCCAAACUCGGAUACUCCCGACCAAGAACCUCCACCUGCGAACCCUAAUUCAUCUAUCCCAGACACACCGCCCCCAUCUUCAUCAACCGAACCGUCACCAUCAUCCCCACCUACUUCUCACCCAAUCUCAUCAACUACUGAUACCGAACCUAGCUCCGAGAUUGAUCACGCAUAG